Lachancea mirantina is the source of this 564-nucleotide messenger RNA. Lineage: Eukaryota; Fungi; Ascomycota; Saccharomycetes; Saccharomycetales; Saccharomycetaceae. The record is from the annotation of a GenBank genome assembly.
AUGUCCGAAAAUAUAGUGAGAAGGAAACUGGUGAUAAUUGGAGAUGGGGCAUGUGGUAAAACGUCCCUUCUGUAUGUGUUUACAUUGGGCAAAUUCCCGGAAGAAUACCAUCCGACUGUUUUCGAGAAUUACGUGACGGACUGUAGGGUGGAUGGGAUCAAAGUGGCGCUCGCCUUGUGGGAUACUGCAGGACAAGAGGAAUACGAACGAUUACGGCCAUUUUCGUAUUCGAAGGCUAACAUAAUUCUGAUUGGGUUUGCUAUUGACGAUCCAGACUCGCUUGCAAACGCUAGAAGCAAAUGGACAGAAGAAGCACUUCGAUAUUGUCCUCAUGCGCCUAUAAUUUUGGUUGGUUUGAAGAAAGAUCUGCGAAAAACAGGGUCAGGGAAGCAUAUGGUGAGCGCCGCGGAAGCUGAGCAAGUGGCAAAAGCCAUUGGAGCCAAGCGGUACGUAGAAUGCAGUGCUUUGACCGGUGAGGGCGUCGACGACGUUUUCGAAGCCGCUACUCGAAUCAGCCUUCUCGUAAAUAAAGAGCCCGGUGGAAGUUGUUGCGUGAUUACCUAG